AUGAUUUUUACCUUUUCACAUACUACCAGUGGAUUUAGGAGCUUCUCAAAUCCUUACUAUGAACAUUCUGGUUAUGAACCAGUUCCUUCUGGUAGGCUUGAGCUUCAUAGUUAUGUUGCCACGGACAAUGACACUAAUCUUGUCCAUGGUAAAUAUCAUCACCAUGGUGGUGAUUAUGGCAAGUCCCAUUAUCAGGGUGAAGUGAGCAGCGGAAGAAAGGUUAGUUCUGCUACUAAUAAAGAUGAUCCUGCCACCAUUGAUUAUUAUACAGAGGACGUUGAGAGGCAGUUACGCACAUCAAGGAUGAUUGAUUCAAACCCUUUCAUGGAUGAUCAUGGUCAUCAUCAUCAUGGUGCAACCAAUAAGAGGUUCCCUCAUGGUCAUGGUACAACACAUUGUAUGCUCGUGAACCAUCUCGAUCACGGCCUGCAACAUGAUUCCUGGGAAGGAACUACUCAAGGUUAUGGUGACGAUAGUAGAUAUGAUGAUGUUGAUCAUCGAUAUGGGGGUUUCGGUCAUGCAGACAAAGAUGAAGUGGAAGAAGAAGAAGAAGAAGCACCUAAGGCAGUUAGUUUAUUUAGUUUGUUCAAGUAUUCAACAAAAUUUGAUAUGCUUCUUAUACUCUUGGGCUGUUUGGGAGCUCUUAUCAAUGGAGGAUCUCUUCCUUGGUAUUCAUAUCUUUUCGGAGAUUUUGUGAACAAGAUUGCUAAAGAAUCAGAUGACCCAGACAAAUCCAAGUUGAUGAAGGAUGUAGAAAAGAUAUGUUUGCUUAUGUCUGCUCUAGCAGCAAUAGUUGUGGUUGGAGCAUACUUGGAGAUCACCUGUUGGAGGUUGGUGGGGGAGAGGUCGGCUCAACGAAUAAGAACCAAGUAUCUGAGAGCAGUUCUGAGACAGGAUAUUGGUUUUUUUGAUACUGAAAUCAACACUAGUGAUAUUAUGCAUGGAAUUUCAAGUGAUGUUGCACAGAUCCAAGAAGUUCUGGGUGAGAAGAUGGCACACUUCAUCCAUCAUAUAUUUACUUUCAUCUGCGGAUACAUAGUCGGGUUUCUGCAAUCGUGGAAAAUAUCAUUAGUAGUUCUCGCUGUCACGCCGCUAAUGAUGUUCUGUGGUAUUGCUUAUAAGGCCAUCUACGGCGAUUUAACUGCAAAAGAAGAGGUUUCCUAUAAGAAAGCUGGUAGCAUUGCUGAGCAAACGAUAAAUUCGAUUAGGACUGUAUUUUCUUUUGUUGUGGAGGAUCAUUUAGCUGCAAGGUACACUGAGCUAUUGGAAAAAUCAGUACCUAUUGGUAGACAAAUUGGCUUUGCCAGUGCAGGAAUGGGAGUUAUUUACUUGAUUACAUAUUCAACAUGGGCUAUCGCCUUCUGGUACGGAUCUUUAUUAGUUGGGGAGAAGGGAACUCAGCUUUCAGGUGGCCAAAAACAAAGGAUAGCACUAGCUCGGGCGAUGAUUAAAGAUCCCAAUCUUCUUUUAGAUGAGCCAACAAGUGCUUUAGACUCAGAAUCUGAGGCUCUUGUGCAACGGGCCAUUGACAAGAUCUCUAUUGGUAGAACCACCGUUGUCAUUGCUCAUAGGCUGGCAACGGUAAAAAAUGCCAAUACUAUUGUAGUUCUUGCCAGUGGUUCCGUUGUCGAAAUUGGUGAUCAUCGCCAGCUCAUGGAGAAAGGGGGAGCAUACUACGAUCUUGUCAAGCUAGCUUCUGAAGCCGCUUCCAAGCCUGAGUUGAAAGAGAAAGUUGCUCCAAAGGUAAGAGAAUUCUCAAUGCAGGAGAAAUCGGCUAAUUAUGCGUCAAGAUCACGGUAUGAAUAUGAUAUUUCGAAGCAGAAGUACUUCAAGUCAAUGGAAGAAGAGAAAGAGAAGGAAGAAAUACAAAAACCAAAGCUCAAAAGAUUUCAACUUGUAGAGGUAGGGAGACUGCAAAAACCAGAGGCCGCAGUGCUUUUGUUGGGAUUUCUCUCGGGUAUGAGUGCAGGCGCAGUUCUCUCAGUAUUUCCAUUCUUAUUAGGCCUAGCUCUUCAGUUUUACUUCAAAGAUAACCCAAAAUUAUUGAAAAGAGAUGUUGGGUAUCUCUCCAUAGCACUGGUUGGACUUGGCCUUGGUUGCAUAAUCUUCAUGACAGGCCAGCAAGGUUUCUGUGGGUGGGCUGGGACGAAGCUGACAAUGAGGGUGAGAGACCUUUUGUUUCGAUCAAUACUAAAACAAGAACCCGGUUGGUUUGAUUUUGAAGAGAACUCCACAGGAAUACUUGUGUCAAGGCUGUCGGUUGAUUGUUUAAGUUUUCGAUCAGUUCUUGGUGAUAGAUUGUCCGUGUUGUUAAUGGGUUUAAGCUCAGCUGCUGUUGGGCUUGGCGUGUCAUUUGUUCUUGAAUGGAAACUAACCCUGUUGGCUGCUGCUCUGACUCCUUUCACUCUGGGCGCAAGCUACUUGAGCUUGAUCAUAAAUAUCGGGCCAAGACUUGACAAUAGCUCUUAUGCAAAAGCAAGCAACAUAGCUUCUGGAGCGGUUUCCAACAUAAGAACAGUAGCAACAUUUUCUGCUCAAGAACAGAUAAUCAAAUCCUUUGACAAAGCUUUAUCAGAACCAAGGAAUAAAUCAACAAAGAGAUCACAAAUUCUAGGCCUAACCCUUGGCUUCUCCCAGGGUGCAAUGUACGGUGCCUAUACCUUAACCCUCUGGUUUGGCGCUUAUCUUGUAGACAAAAACGAAACUAGCUUUGGCACGGUGUAUCAAAUCUUUCUGAUUCUUGUGUUAAGCUCUUUCUCUGUUGGACAACUAGCUGGGCUUGCACCAGACACUUCAAUGGCUCCAACAGCAAUUCCUGCUGUUCUCAACAUCAUCAAGCGGAGACCAUUGAUAGAUGAUGAUCAAGGUGGCAAAGACAGAAAGUUGGAACAAUCAAAGCCACUGGAUAUUGAACUAAAGAUGGUGACUUUUGCAUACCCAUCAAGGCCAGAGAUGAAUGUAUUGAGAGACUUCUGUUUAAAAGUAAAAGGUGGAAGCACAGUGGCAUUGGUAGGAGGAAGUGGGUCAGGGAAAUCAACUGUGAUAUGGUUGGUACAAAGAUUUUACGAUCCAAAUCAGGGGAAAGUGAGAAUGGGAGGAGUUGAUUUGCGUGAAAUUAAUGUCAAGUGGUUGAGAAGGCAAAUAGCUCUGGUGGGCCAAGAGCCUGCAUUGUUUUCUGGGAGUAUUAGAGAGAAUAUUGCAAUUGGAAACCCAAAUGCUUCAUGGACUGAGAUUGAAGAAGCUGCAAAAGAAGCUUAUAUUCACACUUUCAUUAGUAGCCUUCCCCAAGGCUAUGAAACCCAGGUGGGUGAGAGUGGAGUGCAGUUAUCAGGCGGCCAGAAACAGAGGAUUGCAAUAGCGAGGGCGAUGCUGAAGAAAUCAAGGGUGAUGCUACUAGAUGAAGCAAGCAGUGCGCUGGAUUUGGAAUCAGAGAGGCAAGUCCAAGGAGCAUUAAGGAAGGCGUCAAGGCAGGCGACGACAAUUGUGGUGGCGCACCGGCUGUCGACGAUCAGAGAAGCUGAUACGAUCGCGGUGGUGAGAGACGGUGGGGUUGUGGAGUAUGGAACACAUGACUCACUUUUGGCUUCCCAAGUUACUGGUGUGUAUGCGGCUCUGGUUCGGGCUGAAACGGAAGCUCAUGCAUUUGGUUGA
Carica papaya (papaya) is the source of this 3651-nucleotide messenger RNA. NCBI's taxonomy places the organism in Eukaryota, Viridiplantae, Streptophyta, Magnoliopsida, Brassicales, Caricaceae. The record is from RefSeq and is a predicted model, not a curated record.